Molecule: messenger RNA, 1949 nt
Organism: Pungitius pungitius (ninespine stickleback)
Lineage: Eukaryota; Metazoa; Chordata; Actinopteri; Perciformes; Gasterosteidae
Gene: gata6
Product: GATA binding protein 6
Exons: 7
Coding region: 322-1809 (495 amino acids)
Biological process (GO): positive regulation of transcription by RNA polymerase II; negative regulation of transcription by RNA polymerase II; cell fate commitment
Cellular component (GO): nucleus
Molecular function (GO): RNA polymerase II cis-regulatory region sequence-specific DNA binding; zinc ion binding; DNA-binding transcription factor activity, RNA polymerase II-specific
Source: RefSeq, a predicted model, not a curated record
CUAUGUGGGAGGACAGAGAUUUGACAUGGACGCCUCUUAAGAGCGCUCGGUGGGAGUGCGGUGGUCACUGCGCGCGCUGGAUGGCUUUUGUUGGGAGUUUGCGGAUGACACGCAGCCCGUGGACUCGCCGUAGAAGGAAUAGUCGGAGCCACAGCGCGUGUUUAUAUGUUUUUUUUUUUAAAUUUCCGUUGACGGAAUGUGGGCCGCUACUUUAAAGAUGAAAGCGAGCUGUGCAACAGGGGAUUUUUUCCCGGAAACUAAUGGGUAGACUACUCCGUCACGAUUUUUAUUUACCCUACGGUGUAUGGAAAGGGCUCCUGGAUGGACCUGGGCGAACACAGCUGGUCCAUGGUCAAGCGAGAAGUAUCCAGCAGACCAGGCUCGCCGGCUGAGCAGACCUACCUGUCCGGGGACAGCAGGAGGGACGGCCCCGCCUCGGACGAGCUGAGGACACCUCCGAUCGACCUUGACGCCCUGGGGCACCGCCGCUCCGACGGCAGGUCACUACACUCCUACGUUCACUUCGGACACCAUAGCAACACCCUGACCCACGCCGAGGACAUCCCGCUGUUUACGGAUUUAGACCAGGGCAGCAAACUCGUCCUCGCCGGCGGAGCGCACAAGGCCAGCUUGCUGGUGGACCCGAGCGACAUGUACCAAACGCUGGCCAUCGCCGCGGCGGCCCAGAGCCAGAAUGGAUACGAUUCCUCCUCCGGUGGUUAUAUGCACUCCAACCCGAACUCCCCCGUGUACGUGCCCAGCUCCCGGGUGGGCCCCAUGAUCCCCAGCCUGUCCUACCUGCAGGCCGGCGGCUCGGCGCAACCCAGCCACGCCGUCUCCAGCCACUCGGUGUGGUCUCAGUCGGCACCGGAGAGCCCGUCAUACAGCACCGGGAGCCCGCACACCUCCAGUCGCUUCCACUACCCUCCGAGCCCGCCCAUGAACAACGGCACGCCCCGGGACACCGGUUACGGGAACACGUUGAACGUGGGCAGCAGAGACCAGUACGGCCUGUCUCGGUCCCUCGGUGGAACCUACGCGAAUCCGUACUCUCCAUACGUCGCGCCGCAGCUGUCCCAGCUUCCCUCGCCUUGGACCGGGGGACCUUUCGACAACACGAUGCUGCACACCUUGCAGAGCAGAGGCGCGCCCUUGAUUCGAGGACCAAACGGAGUUUCAGACAUUCUCGACGACAUGGGGGAGAGCAGAGAGUGCGUGAACUGCGGCUCCAUCUCCACGCCUCUCUGGAGGCGCGACGGCACGGGCCACUUUCUCUGCAACGCCUGCGGCCUCUACAGCAAAAUGAAUGGGCUGAGUCGGCCAUUAAUUAAACCACAGAAACGGACGUCGACCUCCAGGAGGAUCGGCCUGUCCUGCGCCAACUGUCAAACCAGCACGACCACAUUGUGGCGCAGGAACGCAGAGGGGGAGCCCGUGUGUAACGCGUGUGGCCUCUACACAAAGCUGCACGGGGUGCCUCGGCCGCUCGCCAUGAAGAAAGAGGGAAUCCAGACACGAAAAAGAAAACCCAAGACCUUGAGUAAAACAAAGGGAUCCUCCGGUAAUAACAACUCUGUCUCUAUGACUCCCACCUCUUCCUCAAAUUCUGAAGAUUGCUCGAAAACCAGCUCUCCCACGGGACAGGUGUCAGGGGUCAGCUCGUCCGUGCUGUCCAGCCCGGGGGAAGGAACCGGCCCAGCGGUGAAGUACCCGGGACAGGACAGCCUGUACACCAGCGUGGGUCUGUCCCAGCCGCCGGACGUAGCGUCGGUGAGGGUCGAACCCUGGUGCCCGAUGGCCUUGGCUUGAACAUCUAAAUCUCGGGGAGGAUGCGGCCCUGGAUCCCCGGACCCUCCGUCUGGAUACUAUGUGGCGUGGAAGCGUUGGUUGCUUCCUUUCCUUCGGCUCCGCAGCUGGUGCGAGAGGAGUGGGACGGAGGGGGUGUGUGU